Schistocerca nitens (vagrant locust) is the source of this 1627-nucleotide messenger RNA. RefSeq names its product glutamate-gated chloride channel-like. Gene Ontology annotation, biological process: regulation of membrane potential; nervous system process; signal transduction. Lineage: Eukaryota; Metazoa; Arthropoda; Insecta; Orthoptera; Acrididae. Gene Ontology annotation, cellular component: synapse; membrane; neuron projection. Bases 153 to 1496 code for a protein of 447 amino acids. The transcript has 10 exons. The record is from RefSeq and is a predicted model, not a curated record. Gene Ontology annotation, molecular function: transmembrane signaling receptor activity; chloride channel activity; extracellular ligand-gated monoatomic ion channel activity.
CGUGGGUCGCGUCCAAUCGCGAGCCGACCCUGAUGGGGCACAUCCGGCGGCUAUGAGGCCGCUAGAGGCUGUGCCCGCUGCGGAUCCACCGCAGACACACGCAGACGCGAGCUGGGCGCUGGCGUCUCGCCUGUCCGCACACAGCAGAAAGCAUGAUGAGCGCAACACCCAGCAAGUCGUGGAGAUUUUGUGCUUUGGUGCUGUUAGCUGUGAAUCUGCCACAAGCCAUAUGCACGGAUCAGAAGACCAACGUCCGGGAGGCGGAGAGGCAGGUGAUGGAGCACGUCCUGAGCCCGAGCCGCUACGACGCGCGGUUGCGGCCCCCGGGAUACAACGGCACAGAGAGUCCCACUGUGGUAAGAGUUAACAUCUUUGUACGCUCCAUCAGCAGAAUAGAUGAUCAGCAUAUGGAAUAUGACGCGCAGUUGACGUUCAGAGAGCAGUGGUUUGACGACAGGCUCAAGUUUGACGAUUUUGGAGGUCAAAUCAAAUAUCUAACACUGACAGAUCCCAGCAGAAUAUGGAUGCCAGAUUUAUUUUUUAGCAACGAGAAGAAAGCACACUUUCACGAUGUAGUAAUGCCUAAUGUCUAUGUACGAAUAUUUCCUCUUGGGUCCGUUCUCUACAGUACCAGAAUCUCAAUGACACUCUCGUGUCCCAUGGACCUGAGGCUGUACCCACACGAUCGACAGGUGUGCUCCAUCAGGAUGGCCAGCUAUGGUUGGACGACUGAUGACCUGGUGUUCAUGUGGAAAGACGGCGACCCGGUGCAGGUGGUCAAGAAUCUGCGCCUUCCACGCUUCACGCUAGAGAAGUUCGUUACUGAUUACUGCCACGCCCGGACAAACACAGGCGAGUACAGCUGCCUUAAAGUGGAACUGGUGUUUAAACGCGAGUUCCGCUACUACAUGGUGCACAUCUACAUUCCGACUUUCAUGCUGGUGAUAGUGUCGUGGCUAUCUUUCUGGCUGGAUCAGAGGGCCAUCACGGCACGGACGUGCCUGGUGGUCACCACGGUGCUCACCAUCACCAUCCAGACCUCGGGCGUCAGAGCGUCGCUGCCCGUCGUCAACUACGUCAUGGCCGUCGAGGUGUGGCUCGGGAUGUGCGUCGCGUUCGUGUUCGGCGCACUGCUGCAGCUCGCGCUCGUCAACUACCUGGCCCGCAGCGAGGCGCGCCGAGGCGCCGCCGAGCGGCACAGCCGCCUCGUCGGCCCGGAGCACUCCGCACAGCUGGAGGAGAUCAGCGAGGCUCUCGUCGAGGACGGCAGCGCGGCCUUCGCCAUGAAGCUGUUGGAGGAGCAGUCCAACAGCCCCACGGCUGAGAAGGAGGCGGCGGCCCAGGGCGGAAAGUGUUCGCCGCGUCAGUGGUGGCGCGCCUGGAUGGCCAGCUUCCCCACGGGCUCGCAGCGAGCCGACGCCGCAUCGCGCGUGCUCUUCCCUCUGGCCUUCUCCCUGUUCUGCCUCGUCUACUGGUGCGUCAACGCCUCCGGAUAACAGCAACACCAGUUUCUCGGCAGUGUCCUACGCUGGUAGUGGAAGUAACCCUCCACACAUAUUUGCAGAUGCACAAGCAUUUGUACCUAUUAUAGAAUGAAAAAUAAGUAUUAAAGUACUGUAUAAUUCUC